Messenger RNA from Cheilinus undulatus (humphead wrasse), 3213 nucleotides. RefSeq lists its product as uncharacterized. Gene Ontology annotation, molecular function: calcium ion binding; protein binding. The record is from RefSeq and is a predicted model, not a curated record. Gene Ontology annotation, cellular component: cell surface; apical plasma membrane. Bases 94 to 3186 code for a protein of 1030 amino acids. NCBI's taxonomy places the organism in Eukaryota, Metazoa, Chordata, Actinopteri, Labriformes, Labridae. The transcript has 19 exons. Gene Ontology annotation, biological process: neutrophil migration.
CUGACUCUGAUCAGGUACCUGAACGCAGCGCACACCUGUCUCUCAUUAGGACUCAGUCACCGCCGGCCUAGCAUCGAUGCUAAUAAACACAACAUGCUUUCAUUUGACGGAAUUACAAAGAAAAUGAGCUCCUUAGAGUUUUCGUUCAUCUUUUUAUUACUGAGUCAUCUUUUGAUUUCGUUUGGACGCAGUGAUGAUAUUUCCUUCUCAAUAUGCUGGAUGGCCAAAGACGAUAUUUUGGAGCGUCAAAACGGGAACAUAUGGCUGAAUGAAACAUCUGUAAAAUCCAUCAACAAGGUGGGUAAAUUAACCUCACUGACAGUGUCUCCAGCUGUGGAAACGAAGCUAACAGUUCAGUAUGGAGGCGCAGUUCAGGCAUGGACCUUCAGUAUCAACCCAAGUACACAUUUCACUAAAGUUCGAGGCCUGCGGGAACCAGAAACCAACCCAGCAAGUUUCACUAAGGGCGUCCUGGAUACAUUGAGCUCAGACGAGGUGUUUGCGUGUGAAGACGGUACCAUAUUUUUUCUCCAGGAUGAACACUUCUUCCUUGCAAUCGGUCACACUCGCCGUCUCCCCCUGAAGCUGGCAUCCAGGACCCCAUCCUCACUGGAUGUGUCCUGGGUGGAGAGCCAACAAGGUUUCGGCAGCAGCCACACUUUGACCCUGUACCACACUGAACAGGGUUCCUAUAAGAUUCUAAGCACGGACAUGACCACCAGCAGCAACUACCACUUCACAGCUUUGGACUCCUGCAGCCUGUAUAUGGCCUGCGUGGAGAUCACAGGAACACAGUCCUUCACCUGUCUCUCCACUAUUACAGACCCUGACGUUCCCAAAGACUUGAAAGUCUCAUCGUGGAACAGCCGCAGCAUAACUUUAUUGUGGGACUUUCCUAAGAACCACAAGUUCUCCCUCUUCUUCCUCACUGCCUUCUACUUGAAUGGUACAAACCACAUCAUCCAGAAGGUGCGUCACUGGCACAAAGAGGACGACUUUGUGUUCACCUUGUCAGACCAAGAGCCCUGCAGCAGGGUUACGUUUGGCCUGCAGACAGUCUGUCAGGCAGGGAUGGAAACACGCUACAGCAAGAUGGUCUUUAACGAUGGAAACUCUGUUCACUCCAGCAUCCAGGCCUUGCGUCAGUCAUCGUUUGGCCCGGACAACUACACCCUGAGCUGGCAGGUGAGGAACACCUCGUCCAUCUCCAUGUUCAGAGUUUACCAUGAGGGGGAGCUGCAGGGAACUACAUUCCUUAAUGACUACACUGUGGAGGGUCUGAAGCCAUGUCAGCAGUACCAGGCCAAAGUGGAGGCGCUGUGUGGAGACAGCGUUAUCAUGAGCACCAAGACCAUUGAAACACACACAGGACCUCGUGGCAUAUCAGAGCUCAGCUAUCGCUCCAAUGACUCCACUGCCAUUUGGAUAUCCAACACCAUGAACCAGCGAGCUGUGGCCUUCCUGUAUGAGCUGUCUUUGGAGAAUGGCCCAACCAUCAAAAACAGCAGAGUGUUCGACACAGAGCUCCAUCUCCCUGCGCUGGAAGAAGGGAAGACCUAUGUCCUGGACGUGUGGGAGGAAUGUGAUGGACAGUGGGAGUCUGAACGCUCUCAUUUGUGUUUUGAAGGAACAAAUUCGUCCUCUGGGCUCCUUGUGAGGGCGGCUGAAUCUGCUCUGGACCUAGAACUACAGAUCGAUAUUUCAGGGAUGGGUCUCACCAUUGUCCUGCCCUGGUCUCUGCCUGAGGAUCUGCAGGAUGACGCGUCUGAACCAAGAGCCAAAAUGGGGGAGAUUUUCAAAGAUAGGCUUCAGGAGCUUUUGCAGGACUUCAGUCAUCCAGCUCGUGUUGAGAUCACCACCUUUGAACCUGCAGACAAGCCAGACCAAAUGGAGGUUCUGUUUAUGUCAUUUAAUGCAUCCAAAAGUGAUGAGGAUGUUCCUCUGUCUGUGGAGGAUCAGCUGGAGUACAUUCACUCUUUAAAUACAACAAACUUCUCUGUCACAGACGGGGUCAUUCACUGGGACGGUCCUGAUCUUUGUGCCUCCUCCAAACACAAGUUGUGUCCUCAUCACUCUCUGUGCAUCAACACUUUGGGCUCCUUCAUUUGCAUUUGCCAACACGGUUUCUAUGAUGUGAGCUCUGUCAUCAAACCUCGUGCUGGUUUACAUCCACAGUGCAAUGAGAAAGGCCUUUUCAGCCAGUGUCUGGAUAAACUGGUGACUGGAGGAAUUGCAAAACCUUACCUGACAUCUCACCUGGGCGGAAAGGUGGAUGUGAAGCUGAACGAUGGGCGGUGCUCAGUAAAGGAAAGCGAGACCUUUUACUACUUCAACACGUCACGGAAAUUCUCUGAAUGUGGAACAGAAAGACGAGUUAAUAAAACCCACAUUGAGUACCAAAACAGCCUGGCUGUAUCGCUGACUACAGAGCACAUCAUCAGCCGAAGGGAUCUCAAAGUUGUCUGGAAGUGCGUCUACCCUCGACAUUAUAUUCGCAACGCUCAAGUCGGUGUGGAUAUGGAGUGGCUCUCCUCUCAUGCCCUGGUAGAGUUUAACUCAUCGCUGCAGCUCGGCCUGACCAUGGGCCUCUUCACUGAUCUGUCGUACACCAACAACUAUACGGAUGCCAUCAGCCUGGAGCCCGAGGACACGCUGUUCUUUCAGGUGGAGCUGCAGACACACAACACUUUUGCCUCAGACGUCCUGCUGCAGGUCGACUCAUGCUGGGCCACUGAGAGCACUGACCCGCAGGACAUGGUGCAGGGUCUUCUUCUUCAGGAUGGCUGUCCUGUUGACCACACCCUGCACUGGCUCUCUGUAAACGGUGCAGCCCAGCAGAGCAGAUUUUCUGUCCAGAUGUUCUCCAUGCCUCAGCGGCUGCCGAUCUACAUCCACUGCCUGGCCAACAUAUGUGGACACCAUGAGGACUGUACAAAGAAUUGCACCAAGGAGCAGCGCAGAAAAAGAUCAGUGAGUUGGAUAGACAGAACGGGGAAACAAGCCGCUGUCGUGUCUGCUGGACCUCUGCUGAUCAACAGGAGGCUAAAAACACAAGUGUCACCAUCUUACUGGGAAGAGCACAUGACGAUGAUCUUCAUCAUGGCUGGAUCAAUCGGCUUUUUGGGAGUUACUGUACUCUCAGUGAUUGCAACCAAAGCAAUCAUGACCUACUAUGAAAGAUUAUGACUACAAUAAAGUGUUUUUUACACCCUC